UCCAGCAGGUGGCGGUGAUGCUCCUCUAAGCUGGUUUACCAAAAGAAGAAGAAGCAGCAGCAGAUCAGAGUGAGACCUCCUGCUCUCAGCGGCUGUUAGAGGAUCUGUGAUCAUCAGGAUGGCGGGCAGCGCGUGGAGGUCAAUGCUGGCCCAGAUGGUGGCGGGCUCCGCCAGGAGAACCAGAACCACUCUCUCUACAGCCUCCUUCUCCAGCUCCAGCAGAGGGAUGCAGAAAGUCACUAUGAUUCCUGGCGACGGGAUCGGACCAGAGAUCUCGACGGCUGUCAUGAAGAUCUUUGAGGCGGCUAAGGCUCCGAUCAGCUGGGAGGAGAGGAACGUGACGGCGAUUAAAGGACCUGGAGGCAGAUGGAUGAUCCCUCCUGAUGCUAAAGAGUCGAUGGACCGGAGCAAGAUCGGACUCAAAGGACCCCUGAAGACGCCCAUCGCUGCAGGUCACCCCUCCAUGAACCUGCUGCUGAGGAAGACCUUUGACCUCUACGCCAACGUGCGACCCUGUGUCUCCAUCGAGGGCUACAAGACGCCGUACACCGACGUCAACCUGGUCACCAUCCGGGAGAACACGGAGGGCGAGUACAGCGGCAUCGAACACCAGGUGAGUUUGCCGUUCUGUACGUGGUUCCACAUAAAAACAACACAGCCCUUAUUUUACUGAACAAAUACAGUUUGA
Sebastes umbrosus (honeycomb rockfish) is the source of this 688-nucleotide messenger RNA. RefSeq names its product isocitrate dehydrogenase [NAD] subunit alpha, mitochondrial-like. The transcript is spliced from 5 exons. Lineage: Eukaryota; Metazoa; Chordata; Actinopteri; Perciformes; Sebastidae. Bases 119 to 673 code for a protein of 184 amino acids. Gene Ontology annotation, cellular component: mitochondrion. Gene Ontology annotation, biological process: tricarboxylic acid cycle; isocitrate metabolic process. Gene Ontology annotation, molecular function: isocitrate dehydrogenase (NAD+) activity. The record is from RefSeq and is a predicted model, not a curated record.